AUGCAUUACCAUCUCGCGGAGAAAGGCUCGGGGGCUGCAAGGGUUGCGCCGGAUGCAGCAGCGGCGGCAGCGGGUUGCUCGUCCAGGGACACCGCCGCGCUCCCGCCAUCUGAGCCGGCUGAGGCUGAUGUCGUCACAGCAGGCCCUCUGCUGAGGCUGAGCGACCCCGACUUGGAGCGGGAAUUCUGGCGGGUGCACAACAGCUCGGCCGGGCUGCUAUUCGACGGCGCGGGCUGCCUGCUGAGCAUGUGGCUGCCGCUGGCCUACAUCCGCUCGUUCCUGUCGGCCCACCACGCCUGGCGUGAGCGCGGCCCCCUCGCCCGCUACUGUGCGCCGCACGCCGCCAUCCUCUCGGCGCUCGCGCUGCAGCUGGCGCUCCUGGCGCUCGCGCCGCGCGCGUACCGCCGGCGGCGGAUGGCGGCGCACUUUGCGCUGCGCGCGCUGCGGCUGGGCAUGAACGUAUAUGGCACCCUGAUUACUCGUGACGCGCUGGAUUUCUGGCGCGCCCAGCUGCUCGCCGGCGGCGCCUCCCCGCGCCGCUCGCUCGCGGCCACGAUUUGCGGCCUGCCGCUCACCUUCCUCCUCAUGACUGUUGUCAACCCUUGCCCCUUCGCCUUCCAGCCGGCACUGGGGGCAGCGACGCUCGCAACGUACGCCUUUGGGUGGUCCUCCGGCCUGCCGCUGGUCUGGCAAGACGAGAAGCUGGCGGAAGCUGCCCGCGCGCUGUGCAGGGGCCUGAGUCUUGGGCUGAUUGCAGCGGAUUCGGCAGCACUGGCCGUUUUUGGCUGGGUCGGCCCUGGGGUCGUGGGGGUGGCCUCCCGCGCGCCCCCCUCGCGCGAGCUGUGCUGCUGCCUGCUGAGGACCCUGGCUAUGGCGCUGAUGCUGGCUGUCGGGGUCGCCCUGCCAAACGUCAUUGGCUGGUGGGUCGAGUACCGCUCUAAGGCCCAGUUCCUGCUGCGCUCCCGCGGCAUUGCGCUGCACCUGCGCUCCCGCUCGGUCGCGCGCUGCGGUGCCUGGCUGCGCGCGCGGGGCCUGCUCGAGGGGGCCCCGGCGGGCGGCUGGCCGGCGGCCGCGCCCGGGCUGGCGGCGGGCGGGGCGCUGCUGCUGUGGCGGCUGGCUGACUUGCUUGUGGCGUCCACCAGCCGUGCCUGCCGCUCGGUGUGCGCGUGA
Messenger RNA from Monoraphidium neglectum, 1170 nucleotides. RefSeq lists its product as hypothetical. NCBI's taxonomy places the organism in Eukaryota, Viridiplantae, Chlorophyta, Chlorophyceae, Sphaeropleales, Selenastraceae. The coding region runs from base 1 to 1170 and encodes 389 amino acids. The transcript is spliced from 5 exons. The record is from RefSeq and is a predicted model, not a curated record.